Adineta steineri is the source of this 1701-nucleotide messenger RNA. The record is from the annotation of a GenBank genome assembly. Lineage: Eukaryota; Metazoa; Rotifera; Eurotatoria; Adinetida; Adinetidae.
AUGGCAGAUAAUAACGUUAAUGGUAUUGUUGAAUAUUCUGACUUCUUUUGGUUAGAUACUACAAUAGAAAAUUCGAAUCCAAAUCGUGAUACAAAAUCACUUUUAAGACAAAUAGCUCGAGGUCGAUUAAAAACCUUUGGUGAUCGUGAUGAAUGUGUUGAUAGUAUACUUGACAAAUUGGAUACAGAAAAAAUAUGCCUUAUUAUUUCGAGUUCAGUUGGUGAACGGGUAGUACCAUUUAUUCAUGAGUGGCCACAAAUACAAACUAUUUAUAUUUACUGUAGUAAUCGACAACGAGCUGAAGAAUGGACACAACCAUAUACAAAAAUUACUGGCAUAUUUACAGAUAAAAAGACAUUCUUAAAUAAAAUUUGCGAUGAUGCUGGUGCACAUGGAAGAGAUUCUGAACUACCAAUGAGUGUAUUUCAUCUUGAAGAAAAACAAAAUUCACUACAAAAUCUAACUUCUGAAAGUGCAAAUUUUAUGUGGUAUCAGUCAAUACUUCACGUUAUUCCAUUAAUGGCAAAGUAUUGUAAUUCCAAAACUGAAAUGAUUAGAGAAUGUCGAGCAAAAUAUCAUAAUGAUAAAAUUGAAAAAAAGAAAAUCAAUGAUUUCGAACAAAAUUAUAAACCAGAAAAAGCAGUAUGGUGGUAUACAUAUGAUAGUUGUAUAUAUGGAUUAUUGAAUACGGCUCUUCGAACACAAAACACUGAAAUUAUAUUUACAUUUAGAUUUUUUAUUAAUGAUCUUCAUAAUCAAAUUCUACAACUUUACAAACAAUAUUUAGAAUCACAUUCCUCUAUUACUAAUCAUAAGUUAACUGUUUAUCGUGGUCAACGUAUGAAAAUUAAGGAAAUUCAUUUACUGGAAAGAAGUGUAAAGGAACUUAUUUCAAUGAACAGUUUCUUAAGUGCUACAACAAUAAAGGAUUUAGCUGAAAUCUUUGCAGAUACAAGUGAUCAAUCAAAUGAAGCAUCACCAUUACAAUCUGUUUUAUUUAUUAUUAAUAUUAGUAAUAUGACUAAAGAUACAACACCGUUUGCAUUUAUUCAGAAUUUCUCAUGUUGUCGUGAUGAAGAAGAAGUAUUAUUUUCGAUUGGUGCCAUUUUCAAAGUUGUAUCAGUCAUACAACAUCAGAAUAAAUGGCAUGUAAAUUUAGAAUUAAGUCGUCAACAAAAUGAACUUUGUCAAAAUUUAUCUGAAUAUAUGAAAAAGCAGACUGGUUCAGAUCCAAGUCCCAUAUCUUUUGGUUGGUUUUUAUAUCGUAUGAGUAAAUUUGAAAAAGUCGAACGUUAUGCAAAUAUUCUUCUUAAAGAACUUCCAGAAAAUGAUAAAGAAAUUGGAAAUGUUUAUAAUCUACUUGGUCUCAUGUAUAAAGCAAUGAAUCGUCCCGCUUUAGCUGUUGAAUAUUAUAAAAAAGCAAUUAACAUUUUUGGUCAACAUGGGCUUGGCAAAAGUUCUAAUGUUAUUGCGAUACAUUAUAAUGCUGGCUUAGCUUAUUUAGAAUUAGGUGAUAAUGAAAAGGCCGAUGAGCAUCAGAAACAAGCUGAAGGAAAAUUAGUAAAUUCAUCAAAAGCACAUGAUCCAUUACUCUUUGCUCAAACAGCUAGUCUUAAAGCAAAGAUUCAAGCGGUGAAUGGCGAUUAUACAAGUGCUCGUGAAAAGCUUGAAGAAGCUUUAGAAAAAAAAAGAAUGAAUUAG